Molecule: messenger RNA, 2122 nt
Organism: Pimephales promelas (fathead minnow)
Lineage: Eukaryota; Metazoa; Chordata; Actinopteri; Cypriniformes; Leuciscidae
Gene: rnf128b
Product: ring finger protein 128b
Source: RefSeq, a predicted model, not a curated record
ACCACAGAGCAUGCCAAGACACAGGAGUGUUUACCUGACGCAAUGAAAGUGAGGCUUAGAGCAAUGCAUGGACAUGGCCAUUCAUGGAUCUGGUUGACAGUAUUGGUUUUCCAGUACUGUUUCCAACAAAGUGCUUCCUUUAUUUACUGGACUGCCUAUGUGGAUGUUAAAUACUUUGACAGAGGAUCUAAUGAAACUGUAAGGAGUGUAUGUGAGUGUGGUGAGUUCGUAAAUCGCUCACCCUUGGAAUCAGCUUCUGGACUAAUAGUGCUUCCAAAUGGGGAUCCUUUGGCAUGCUCAGGGAACACUACUUUCACCGCAAGUCACCAGCCAUGGAUUGCCCUGAUAAAAAAAGGAAACUGUACCAAUUCACAGAAGGUACAGGUUGCCAAGCAAGAAGGAGCCUCUGCUGUAGUUAUUUACAAUAUUGAUGGGACAGACAAUGCGACUAACCUUAAGGCACAUUCAGAUGCUGAUGACAUAGUUGCCAUAAUGAUUGGCAAUAUUCUAGGCACAGGAAUCACUAACCUGAUCAAGAAUGGCUCAGACGUCUAUAUGGCAAUUACUGCAGCCAAUGUAUAUGGCCUGUGGCUCAAUGCUACAUGGGUAUAUGCACUGUCUUUCACCUUCAUUGGAAUAACAGCCAUCACUUUGUUCUACUUCGCUUUCCUGUUUACUAAACGCAUGUACAUAAACCGACAACUUCGUAUGCAACAGAGGGAGAUGAAAAAAUUGACUGAAAAAGCAAUAGCAAAGUUACAAGUGCGGACUCUGCGGACAGGUGACCCGGAGGUGGGAUCAGAGGACACGAGCUGUGUGGUGUGCACUGACUCAUUCACACAUAACGAACAGGUCACAGUUCUGCCUUGCAGACAUUUAUACCAUAAGAAAUGCAUUGAGCCAUGGCUCCUGGAACACCCCACCUGUCCCAUGUGCAAAUAUAAUAUUCUCAAAUCCAAGAUUGAUGAGGAGAUAGAUGAGCAGCCCUCAGCAUCACCAUCAAACAACUCAUUCUGUUUAGUUACAGUAAUGACAGUCACAUCAGCAGACCAACACAACACAUUAGACUCAAACAUUCAAACUGCAGAAACAGAUCUUGGACAUUCUUCAGACCGUGUGUAUUAUGACCCGGAUAUCCAGACACAAUACAUUUAUGAGAACCAAGCAUUUGAAGAAGAACCAGAGAUAAUGACGCAGCAGGAUGUCAACAGCCAAGAUUAAUAAAGUAUAACAUUUUUUUAAAAAAAAAAAGUUUGAAUAUCACAAACAGCCAAAAUACUGUGUGAAAUGUGUCAAAAAGAAUGACAUAUAAAAAAGAAGAUGGGAUUCUCAAAUUUUGACAGACUAUUUAUUAAUAACUGAGCACUGUUUAAUUAAUGUAAAAUUUAAUGACUUUUAAGAAGAGACAGGUAAGAGCUAGAGUAUAAAAACAAAAACAUAAAAAGGUAUUUAUUUCUGUGACAGCUUGUAUACCUGUCAUGAGCUCAAUAAAGCUUACACACACACACACACUCAAACAAAUGUAAAUUUAAUUUGUAAAGUAAAUUUGACAAUCUUUUUUUUUCUUCAUAAAUAUACUUUGAGCUCUUUCUCCCACACACAAAAAGAUGUAUAGAGAAAAAAUGCUUCAGUGCUGCCCCAUGACUGAAAAGCUACGUGACUAUGAAAGGCCAAAUUAUCUUUUGAUGUUCUCAGUAUAGUCAGUAAUGUUUACUAGUGAACAUUCCAAUUAGAGAUCUCUGUAAUUAAAAUUUUACAAGCAAAAUCUAGUUUUGCUGGUAACGCUUUACAAGUAAUUCAAAUAACAUAAUUAGAUUACUUUUUGAGCAGGUUGUUCAUUGUUGAUUUUGAUUUUCUUCCAUUGAGAUGAGUUGACCUUGGAUGAUCGAACAGUGAUCCACCAUAUUUGCACAGAUGUCAUAGUACUGUACAUCCCUAUGGAGUGUAUUUCAACUUGUUGAUGCAUCAUGAGGUUAUGAAUACAGAUAAGAUAUCACCACACACUGAACACUUUGGAAAGAUGGGUGACAGUACUGAACUCAUUUGAUUGCUGAUUGUAUUCUUUCUGUAGUUGAUCUCCAACACAUUCUCACCCCAAGGCGUCACCUUUGACCAUGCUUCA